AUGAAUGCCACAGCUCCUCUGCUCCUGCUGCUCCUCACGGCCUGCGUGGCCAGUGGUGCUCUGCUGCCAAAGGCCUUAUGGCAGUUUAUGAGCCUGACUACCUGUAUCCAGCCUGGUGUUAACCCUCUGAAGUACAACGAGUACGGCUGCUGGUGUGGCAUCAGGGCAUCGGGAACCCCUCUAGAUGAUCUGGACAGGUGCUGUCAAGUUCAUGACAAAUGCUACGAAGCGAUCGCAAAGAUGUCUGGAUGCACUUCUGUUGCUGACAAUCCUGUUGUUCUUGUUUAUGACUACAAAUGCUCAAAUAAACAAGUGACCUGCUCAGAACUGGUGUGA
Molecule: messenger RNA, 336 nt
Organism: Stegastes partitus (bicolor damselfish)
Lineage: Eukaryota; Metazoa; Chordata; Actinopteri; Pomacentridae
Product: phospholipase A2-like
Exons: 4
Coding region: 1-336 (111 amino acids)
Biological process (GO): arachidonate secretion; lipid catabolic process; phospholipid metabolic process
Molecular function (GO): phospholipid binding; calcium ion binding
Source: RefSeq, a predicted model, not a curated record